AUGCAGUGGUGCCCACAGACUGCACCUGAGACAGCCCUUCUCAUUCUGGGCGACUCUCACUACAGAGGAUGUAACCAACACGGGACAGGCUUGACUCUGGGUCUUUCCACAUUCCCCGGACAGCAGCACUACACUCACACUGCCCAUCUGUUACCAUCCCAGCUCUUGCUAAAUGAGCAGCCCACCUUCUCCUCUAAUCACACACUUCCUGGAGGACUGCGGGAAAAGAUGUUCAGCCCAGAAAACAACCUGAGUGAAGCGGAAAGAACACGGGCCCGGGCAGCAGGGAGCCAAGGUGGUUGCUUGUUGUCCUCCUUCUCAAAGAGGAACACCACGGCAUCACCAUGGUGGAGCCAAGGCACAGUGUAUCUACCUGAGGCUCAUCAGACCAACUGGAGCUCAGAAGGCUCUGCCACAGGUGGGGCACAAAGAGUCCACAUGAACAUCCGGAGUGGAGAUGUUGCUAAAUACGUAGGCGGCUCCCCUCCCCCCGCCCCCAAGGGCACGGGCCGCAGGGCAGGCCUCGCACGCGCCGCGCGCUCCCGAGCACCUGACAAGCAGGAGCUCUGGAUUUCCUCCGGGCCAGGCCCCCUCCCCCUGGCGCGCCAGAGGAACCCGCCCGGCCCGGCCCGACCUGAAAGAGAACAGGGAGGAGGGGGCUGGGGGGGGAAGUGGCGGCGGCGGACACGUGACCAAGCUCGCGCCUCCGCCUCCUCCCGCCCCCGGCUCCGCCCCCGGCAGCUCACAUGCCCCGCCUACCACGCUUCACCACCAUCCUGGGCGGGCACGGAAAGACUGCGUGCGCACACCCUCGCGGAAGGCCCGGGCUCCUCGGCCGAGGUGGGGGCGGAGUCACAAUGCGGAGAAGGCGGAGAGACCCUUGUGUCCGCUCCGCCCCGGCCCCGCCUGCCUCCUCCAUUGACGCAUGCGCACCGCCAGUACCGGCUCAUUUCCCGCGCAGCGCUUCCGGGACCUGCGAGGGCGUGGGUUCCAGUCCCAAAUACAGAAAUUCUAAGGUUUCCUACUUCCCCAGUUGUUCCAUGUUGGGGUCAGAGUGGUCUGUUGAGCCCUACUUCUAAAAUUAUUAGAACCGUCUACAGCUCCAAUGCUCGUCCCAGAGACUGCAAGCCUGGCGCCCGGCUCGGGGCGUUUUCCCUGGCUGUGCCCCCUGCCAGGUACUCUCUCCUCCCCAAUCAUAACCCUGCUUCCCUGGCCAGCUGAAAUCCUACGUUCUUCAA
Messenger RNA from Phascolarctos cinereus (koala), 1238 nucleotides. The record is from RefSeq and is a predicted model, not a curated record. Lineage: Eukaryota; Metazoa; Chordata; Mammalia; Diprotodontia; Phascolarctidae.